Molecule: messenger RNA, 534 nt
Organism: Meloidogyne enterolobii
Lineage: Eukaryota; Metazoa; Nematoda; Chromadorea; Rhabditida; Meloidogynidae
Source: the annotation of a GenBank genome assembly
AUGGAAAAUUUUCAAUCAAAAAAGGCUGUGGUGGUACAAGGACAGCUUUCAGAGACGACUGUUAUUGACGAGGAAUCGAGAAGCAAAGAGCAAUGUUCUAGUAGUAAUAACAAUUCACUACAACCUUUGCCUUCCCCCUUGGAUGACAAUGAAAUUAAAAAAUCAAUUCAAUUUUCUGUUUGUUGUUGUGCUUUCUUUCAUGGAUUUUCUGAAAUUGAUCGAGGAAGUAUUGAUGCCUUAACUAAAAUUUUGGAUGGAAAAUUGAAUAAAAUGUGUGAACAACUUAAAAUGUUGGGAAAUCGACUGAAACAAGGAAAGCCUUCAGCGGAAUUUAAGAAUCCAGUCCAUCAAGUUCUAAAAAUGCAUUUAUUGCCAGUCCAAACUUUGUUUGAUUUUUAUCGUUCUCGAGUACUUGCUCCCUUUGAAUUACUUUCAAAACAAUUUAAAGAAAAGAAAAUGUUGGAGGAAAAUAAAAAUGAUGAGAAAAAACAACAAAAAAGGAAAAGAAAAAGAGGUAAAGAUUUUGAAAAAUAA